Helobdella robusta is the source of this 639-nucleotide messenger RNA. RefSeq lists its product as hypothetical. Bases 1 to 639 code for a protein of 212 amino acids. The transcript has a single exon. Lineage: Eukaryota; Metazoa; Annelida; Clitellata; Rhynchobdellida; Glossiphoniidae. The record is from RefSeq and is a predicted model, not a curated record.
AUGACAAUUUUAAUAUACGCAGCUCACCGAAAAAUAAUAUUGAUAUCGCCUAACAUUUUUAAUAGUUCUAAAAGUAACGAUAUUUUAACUAAUAGAGAUAAUAAUUUAAUUCCAUGUUGUUGUGGUAAGAGUUGCAAGGGUCGGAAGGGCUUGAAAUUACACCAACGUUCCUGCGAAAUGUUUAAAAACCUUAAAAAUGCACUAGAAAUCCCAGAGGAAUCUGACAAAAAUUUGGAAUUGUCGCCGCCGCCACAACGCGAACAAGCAUCCCUUGAAAGGUUGGACAGAACAUCAUGGAAACUCAUUGGAAUAAAAUUACCUAAGAUCCUAAAACAAUGGACGGAAGCAAAUACAUACUUCCGACUCCGCAGAGCGUCCUUACCAAAUGUAUUCGACAUCAUCAAUUUCACCACCUUAUUCCAAUCACUGAUUUACAAUUAUGUUGCAUCCAACUACGGCACCGUAAAGCCACAAGAUUUAUCGACAACACAACACCUUAAUAAAACAGUCAAAAACAUGAAGGACCUAAAACAGUUAAAAUUACUUGGCCGCAACGACCACAGUUUCGACAUGAAAAUCAGCACAUUAAGCAAACAAAUAAGAACAAAACUGUUAUCAAUGAAAAAUGCAAAACACUGA